This is a messenger RNA of Aspergillus ochraceoroseus IBT 24754, 1657 nucleotides long. RefSeq lists its product as uncharacterized. The record is from RefSeq and is a predicted model, not a curated record. The transcript is spliced from 3 exons. Lineage: Eukaryota; Fungi; Ascomycota; Eurotiomycetes; Eurotiales; Aspergillaceae. Bases 191 to 1657 code for a protein of 488 amino acids.
AACCUCACUGUCACUCAGCUAUUCACUCAGCUAUUCACCAUAAUCUCUUUAUUCACUCACCAUCAUUCACUAAUAGUAGUUAUACUGUUACUCACCUAUUUUCCUUUUCUUCUUUACAUGAAUAUCUUCCUCCAAACAGUUCCUUUUCCCACACACUCCUCCUCUCAUUAAUCAUCGCCUACAGGUCAAGAUGGGAUCCGGACAAAGGUCAGCCUCCUACCUCUGGGAACUGGCUUUGCGCAAGCUCUUCCCAAAACGCACAUCUCUGACAAGGAGGGAAAGUUCCAUAUCGAGCUUUUUCGACUCCUCCCAAAUCGAUGACCACACGGAUGGAUUCUACAAGUACUCGCAAGAGUUGCUCGAGGAAGAGAAUCAGAGACUGCGAUCGUCUAAUAGCACGUCUGCUUCGUACACAUCGGCGCUUAUGGCACCUGUUGAGUACCCUGCACUUCCUUACAACGUGAGCUCGCCCGACUGGAACAUCUUCUCCUCCGCCGUCAAGUAUUUGGACGAAACCGCCGACGAGGACAUAUCUGAGUGGCUGCAUAGUGUGCUGUCAGUUUACUCCAGGGUUUACACUGUCUCGAAGAUUGUGAUGAUGGCUUUCCUGCACUAUGGGGUCGAUUUAGAGGACCUUCCAGAUGGCAUUUUGUCUCACCUCAGGCGCGCAGAGGAACUCGUCAAAUCCAACUCAAUCGUGGAACUUAUCGACAGCACAGAGAGUUUAUAUUAUGCGGUGUAUGCGAGGCUCAUCAUGGAAAUCGCCAGUGUUGAACUGUGUUCCACAUUUACCCUAGAGGUCCGACAUCUAGCCACUUACAACUCGUUCAUUCUCCCUGAACCUGCUCAGCUAUGCAGGAUCCUGCUCGUCUGCAAAAGGGCCCUUGACGAUCCUUACGUAUGCAGUCACAUCAACAAAGAGCUCGUGAAACAACACCAAGUCCAAUUUAUUCGCCGAUCCAUGAACAAGCUGGAUAGCGUAGGCUUCAUCUUGGACGAUCUCGUUGGAUACAGGCGAUAUGUACUGAGUAUUAUCAACGAGAAAUCGUCUGAAUUCUGUCGAAAAUGGAGCAAAGCUUCGAUGAUGUAUCAGAUGCCGACAGAGGAGGUUCUUACAAUCCAGUCUGAAAAGUAUCUCGCCUUUAUACCACGGAGGGCGGUCCAUCAGGUGGUUCCCACUUUAGACCUUCCAUUUAUCGACCCACAUACUUUUAGCGUGGAUAUCUGGGAGCGCGAGGUCAUUGUUGAUAAUCGUCUGGCUACAUUGGCGAAGCUGGAAGGCAAAUGCAUAGGCGACGUGCGCCGCGAGGAUAAUCAGCGACGUCUAAUCGACCUCGUCCGUGGACGCAAGUGUAUUUGCCGCUCAGUGUGUACCUGUGCUUGGGACUGCACCCUCGAUGUCGAGCGUCACUGCCCCUGUUCUGAGCAGAAGCUGAGCCUUAUGGUAGCAAAACGUCGAAGAAGUGUUGCUCUAUUGCCAUUUGGCCUCCGAUGCAGUAUCCUAGCCAGGGCAAUCUUCCAAGGGAUAGCUUCUCUUCGGGCUGAUGUGAAUAGCAUCUCGAUCGUUGCGGAGAUGGAUCGUGCACUGGUGGUUUUUAUGGAGGAGAUCAGGAAGCAGAGGCUAGAAGCCACUACCUCGGACGGCAACCCGAUCUGA